Messenger RNA from Populus euphratica (Euphrates poplar), 1008 nucleotides. It is a transcript of the gene LPA2, whose product is annotated as low psii accumulation2. The transcript has 2 exons. The record is from RefSeq and is a predicted model, not a curated record. Gene Ontology annotation, cellular component: chloroplast. Lineage: Eukaryota; Viridiplantae; Streptophyta; Magnoliopsida; Malpighiales; Salicaceae. The coding region runs from base 120 to 695 and encodes 191 amino acids.
UAAUUGGGGGAGGCCAGUACAAUUUUCAAGUUUACAGGGGAGGCAAAUUACAUGACCAAAAAGCAAAAAGGCCGUCAAAACAGCAAAACAGAUAUCAUCGUUAACCAACAAAACUGAAAAUGGCGCUACAAAUCCACUCACCCUCAUCUUCUUCUCUCUUCAAAAAACCUUCUCAUCUUCUCCUUCUCUCAACAUUGACAAAACCCACCAAACUCAAAGUCAUAGCCCAAACCUCUACAAAUAAUCCAACCCCACCGGAGAAAAAACCCUCCACAGUCUCACCUGGUCAAGGGUUUGGCUCGCAAUCAGCAGCAGCAGCUACUACAAGCAAGACAACCAGUGGAAGAGAGAGUAAAAAUAAACCAAAGGGUAAUAGAAGAGAGAGAGCAUCAAUAAUUAGAAGGACUCCAGCUGAGAAACCAGCUUUUAUAAGCCAAGAAAACGAGGUUAAAGUUAAAGAACAGGGUAGAAAUGAGAGUGCCUUUGUUCUAGCUUGGUUAGGACUUGGUGGGAUCAUUCUUGUUGAAGGCAUUCUGCUUGCUUCUUCAGGCUUCCUGCCAGAAGAAUGGGAUAAAUUUUUUGUGAAGUAUCUAUACCCAUCUUUCACGCCUACAGUUGGCUUGUUUGUCGCUGGAACUGUUGCGUAUGGAGUUUUGAAGUACCUGCAGAAUGAGAAUCUUAAAGACCAAAAAUGAUUUUGUGAAUACAAACUAAUCUCCAUAUUGUAUGAGGAGCAAUCUACCUAUUAUGGGUGAUUGUUAUAUGUUGUUUCUUUAGGCUGUAUUUUGAUGUAUUUUAAUGAGUUGAUGAAGAUACAUCGAAUAAGAUAAAAUCUUAUCUUUCUGCAAAGGAAUGAUAGCCACCUGCAGUAGAUUAUCUGAGUUCUGCUGCAUGUCGUAUUCUUCUGCUCAUCAUACUGUCUAGCGUUCGGCUUCUGUGAUCUAGAUAACAGGGUGAGGUGCAAUCAGUUAUUGCUCUCUCUGUGUAAGUUAAGUUGAAAUUUGAGAC